UGCACGUACAUACAUCAAUGCUGCAGCUGAUUAUCGGUAAUUGCGUGUGAGUGUGUGUGUGUGUUUGUCAAACUCAAUUCAUUUUCGUCUCGAUAAUUUCUUCAUAGUACCAUUGUUUUCUUAUGGUUGCUCGAAUUCUAAAGUAAAGAUCAAAUAGCUAUAGAUCCAUCUAAUAAUUCAAAUGGGCGUUGCUGAUCAUCCAUACAUGAAUUGAUGUUCGAAACUCUUCUUAAUUUUCAUCGAUCAAUGCAUCUGUGGCCAAAAAAGAGGACAAUAUAGCUCCUCCAUUCUCUCAUUUUAUUCAUUACGAUUAUUGAGAGACUGGCUACUGUUUAAAUUUCUCCCCCUUCAAAAAAAACGCUUUCACAAAAGAAGAAUUUUAUAGAUAUUCAAACGAUUGAUGAGACAUCAAUCACUGGUUAAGCGAGAGUAAAAUGAGCCUUUCAUCAACGCCAAAUGUUCGAUUGAAUUCGGGAUCACGUUCUUCGAGCCAAAACAAUAAUCGCCUAUCAUUGGGUUCAUGGUUCAAUCAGAAUGAUGGAUAUGAUUUUCUCAAAGUUGAACAUCGAAUUCAUCGAUCCAAUUCAUUGAAACAAAAAGAUAAUGUCGGCCAAAAUGCAAAUCAAAUAUCAAAAUCAAAAAAUUUUAUCGAACCCGAUUCGAUAUCCGAAAUGGGGUUUCCGGCCAUCACUAAACGUUUAUCAAACCAUGUUGUUUCAAGAUUUCGACGAAAACAACGCGCCAAUAGUGUCAGUAUAAAUCCGGCUGAUUUACGUGACGAUAUACUCACAUUUGAUGGUGUAUUAUUCUAUCUUUCCAUGUCGAAUGGUCUGGCCGGAUCGUUGACUGCUAAUUCGAAAAAAAUAUCAUUCACAUCUGGUCUAGCCGAAUUGACACGAAACAGUAGUAAUCAUCAAAUGCGUAAGCAUAAUUUUCUCAAGCAACCGGUACCGGUGAAUCCGAUCGACACGGAAAAUCAACACAUCGAAAUGGAGUCAUAUGAAAUCGAUUUGUCCAACAUUGCCGAAGUUUCGUUGGAAAUGCCCGCAAAUCAGGCCGAACGAAGCAUCAUCUACAUACAUUGUCGAAAUUUCAAACAUGCCAAAAUUGGCCUCAAACAAUCGUCAGCCGAAUCGCUUUACAAUAAAUUGAUUGUCGAUCAUCAAAGAAUGAACAAUCAACAACAUUCUUUAUUAUCAUCCGAUACAUCUUCAUCCUCAUCAACAUUGAUCAUAGCAGAUUGUCGGCCUUUGCUUUGUGAAUAUCUUCACGAUAAUUAUCAUUACCGUGUUCGCUCUGAUUGGGUCAAAUAUGAAAAAUGGUACGUUAACAAUUUCAAAAUUCAAUUCUCCCAAUUCAACGAAUUGGAUUGUGCCUGUCCAUCGUUACCUGAAAUUGUAAUUGUUCCGAGAAAAGUUGGCGACAAAGAAUUGGAAUCGAUAGCAAACAUGAGCGAUGGACAACGUGUACCAAUCAUAACUUAUUUGCAUCGUAACAAUGGAAAUAUGAUUAUUCGAAGUACAACCUAUAAUUCAAAUCGUUUACCACUACGAGAUUUAUACCAUGAACGAAUUUUUGAUGAUAAACGAAAUUCGCUUUUUGAGUUGAACGUUAUGGCUAAUGUACCGUCAUUGGAAGAUGUUGAACGUGCACAUACCAAACUAAGGAAGGCCUGUUUCAAGACAAUUAAAAUCAACCAACAACAGCAACGAAAACAAUACAAUGAACAACUUGAGCUUCACUAUAAUAUCGAUUAUUGUAAACAUUUCUGGAAUAAAUGUUCAUCGUGGCUACAUAUGAUGGCCAAACUGUUGAAAUUAAGUUCAAGAUUGGCUGAAAUUGUUUACAAACGAGAAUCGAUUGGUUUGGUCGAAAAAUUCGAUUCCAAUUGGAAUUGUCUUCUUUCUAGUCUUGUGCAAAUAUUUCUAGAUCCAGAAAGACGUACGAUUAAAGGUUUUCAACAAUUAUUGAGCAAAGAAUGGCUUUAUUUAUCCGGCUAUAAACGUAUGGACCGUAGAUUUGGCCAUGAAGAUAUUAAAUAUAGGCCAAUGAAUUGUCCGAAUCAUAUUCUUUUCUUGCUAUUUUUGGACACUGUUCAUCAAUUACUGCAACAAAAUAGCCAAUCAUUUGAAUUUUCUUCUUUUUAUCUGAUACUUCUGUUGGAUUAUCAGGUUAAUUCCGAUCUACCCACCAAGGAAAAAUAUCUUGAAUUCGAAACGAAUCAAUCUCAUCCGCUAAUGAUGAAUCCAUUGUUUACGACGACGGCGACUAGUUCAAAGCCAUUACGUAUCAAAACACAUGUUACACAUAUGCGAUUCUUUACUAAACUAUAUUUUCGUAGUCUUGGCUCACAGAUUCCGUCACGAUUUACAGCCGAAGAAUUUCUUUAUUUAACCGAAUUGGAUUCAAGAAAUUUAAUCUAGUGACCAUUUUUUUGCUUGUUUAUUUGAUUGGCGUUCAAAAGAAAAAAUUGUUUAUUUAUUCAUUCAAGUCCAAAAUAUACUAUUUUUAUAUCAUUUA
Molecule: messenger RNA, 2520 nt
Organism: Dermatophagoides farinae (American house dust mite)
Lineage: Eukaryota; Metazoa; Arthropoda; Arachnida; Sarcoptiformes; Pyroglyphidae
Biological process (GO): phosphatidylinositol dephosphorylation
Cellular component (GO): cytoplasm; membrane
Molecular function (GO): phosphatidylinositol-3-phosphate phosphatase activity; phosphatidylinositol-3,5-bisphosphate phosphatase activity
Source: RefSeq, a predicted model, not a curated record